GCUGCUUAAUUUUGACAAACUCUGGUUUUGUGAUUGAGCUUGUGAAUACAGCUUCCAUGGAGGAGCCUGUCAAGAUUUUUCAUGGCGUUUGGCCUUGUGGAGAUGAAGUGAUUCAUGGUUGCUUUUAUAAGCUUGGGAUUGGACGGCUCAAGGGAUUUGUGACGACGACUGCUACCUUCAUAUUCUUCUUCUUCCUCGUUGUAGUUGUUGCCUUGUUUUGGAUGGAUAUCCCUAUCAUACGGGGCGAUCCAUUUAGUUUUACUUCAAAAGUUCAUCACGAGAGGUUUCAAUUUCCUCUCACCUGCUCUACUUCAGUUAAUAUUUCAUCGGCGUUUAACCCCAAGGAUUCACCGACCAAAACUUGCCCGGACUACUUCCGGUGGAUCCACCAAGACUUAAAGCAAUUUAAAACUUCGGGAAUUACAAAAGACUUGAUCGAGAGUGGAACUCCGAGCGCAGAUUUCAGGCUCGUGAUCGUCGACGGAAACGCUUAUGUCGAUAGGUACAGACCGUCGUAUCAAACCAGAGAUUUGUUUACAAUAUGGGGCAUUUUGCAGCUUCUAAAGCUGUACCCUGGAAAAGUAAAAAGAAAUGCAGACACCUUAAGUUUGCAGUUGAUUGGGGAAACAAUCACACUCACGAGGCACAGGCCAUAGGGAAAGCAGGAAGCAAAUUUAUUGAAGAGAUGGUAUCAAUCCGAAAUGUGUAUGAUUACAUGUCCCAUUUGUUGAGCGAGUACUCGAAACUCUUGAAGUAUAAACCGACGAUACCUCCGAAUGCGCAAAGGGUCUGUGCCGAAACGACGGUGCAAGGUUUAGCGAAGGAGUUUAUGUUGCAGUCGAUGGUGAAGUCUCCUAGUGAUGAACUUCCAUGCGCAUUGCCUCCCCAUAUGAACCUCAAGACAUUCAAGCUUCCCAUAUGAAGCCAAAAAUUUAUAUUAAAUAAGCUCAAUUGGAUAAUAA
Hibiscus syriacus is the source of this 962-nucleotide messenger RNA. RefSeq lists its product as uncharacterized. The transcript is spliced from 3 exons. The coding region runs from base 57 to 656 and encodes 199 amino acids. Lineage: Eukaryota; Viridiplantae; Streptophyta; Magnoliopsida; Malvales; Malvaceae. The record is from RefSeq and is a predicted model, not a curated record.